CAUGAAUUCAUGAUACAUAUUUAUAUAGGGUUUUACAUGUCAAAACCUAUAAAAAAAUAGCGAUGUCAAGAAAAUAUAUAUGUCAAUACACAGUUCAUAAAUAUAAAAUGGCCGGCACGCAGUGACCUGCAGUUUAGACGUCAGAAUAAUUCAAAUAUGCUUGCGUUAAGGACAAUCCGACUGGGAUCCGUUGAAGGGCUGCUACCCGCAUCCAGACUCUGCGUGGGCCGCUACAAGAGUUCUGAGGCGAAAGAGCCUAUGGUUCUAUCCUCAACCAAAAAUGGAGUGACGACGCUCACCAUGAACAACCCAAAGCGACUCAAUGGCUGGACCAAGCCCAUGAUGGACACUCUUUUCGCCAAGAUAGAAGAGGCAGGAGAAGAUACGGCUACAAAGGCAUUGAUUAUUACCGGGAAAGGAACUUAUUACUGUGCUGGAGUCAACUUGGCUGAUACUAUCAAGCCUGGACAUCCACAAAAGCUUUGGGAGGAGAUUUAUGUGAGCAACCAAAAACUUUUCAAUACCUUCCUUGAUUGUCCCAAGCCCGUUUUGGUGGCAGCAAAUGGACCCGCUAUCGGUGCAUCUGUGACUUCGGCAACUCUCUGUGAUGGCAUCAUCGCGGCAGAGUCCGCCACCUUCAACACGCCUUUCGCUCGCCUUUCUAUACCGCCCGAAGGUUGCUCAUCUGUGCAUUUCCAGCGCAUUAUGGGCCAAGAAAACGCAAACAAAAUGCUUAAUGACGGCUGGAUACCAACGGCCGUCGAAGCGAAGAAGGCAGGUUUUGUAUUGGAUGUUUGCAAGGAUGAUGAGCUCACGGACAAAGCACAGGCACUGGCCGAAAAAUGGAUCAAGGAUGGCAAGAAACGUGAAGUGGCCCCUGAUCUGAAGGCUGUCAACGAGAAGGAGAGCAGAGCACUUGCAAGCGCUUUUCUCUCCACCGGUUUCCUCAACGCACAAUACGAAUUUCUGAAGUCAAAGGGUAAAACCCAGACCGCCAAUGUCUUUUGGGCUUUGAAGGCUACCCGCCCAGUCUGGGGCUUGUUUCUCAAGCAAUAAAUGUCUACCCCACUUUGCCGCUGUAUGCUUUCAGCCGCAUUCGGGCAAAGCGAAUGCGUAGACUUAAAUACAUGCUAGUCGAUGUUGUCAGGCGAUUAGUAUUGGUGACUGAGAGAAUAGCACAUUCGAAACUGCCGUGUCCGACGGUUGCUUGAGAGUUAAACAUACGUGUAUAGUAGGUAAACAUCAAUACUUAAGUGCCGUGUGACAAAGCACUUUGCCAGCUGGAAUAGGUGGUGUCUGUAAAAUAACGACGAGAGAUCCUCUCAUUUAAUAACGAAGAGUCAAUAUUCGAAUUGUUGACUUAUGGUACUUUCCAGAGCCAUGCCUGAACAGCACUCGUGUCACCGCCUUCUCAGACAAUCAUUUUUCCUAUAUCAAGACUUCAAUUGAACAGACAUCAAAUAUAUAGGGGAAUUUCCUCGCUUUGCGACCUCUGAACGGAAGCCUCAGGUAAACAUUCGAAGACUUCAUCCCAUUGUACUUGAAUCGGAAAUAAUAAAUUGAUAUGAGAGAUCCUUGCGAUCUCUUCA
Messenger RNA from Sphaeroforma arctica JP610, 1589 nucleotides. RefSeq lists its product as hypothetical. The record is from RefSeq and is a predicted model, not a curated record. NCBI's taxonomy places the organism in Eukaryota, Ichthyosporea, Ichthyophonida. The transcript has 4 exons. The coding region runs from base 157 to 1056 and encodes 299 amino acids.